AGGAUGCAGUGUGGAGUGUUGCUGUGUCUUUUGCUGUUGACGCUGUCCUGGAGAGUAAGAAGCCAAACCAGAAGAAAACACAGACAAAAGCCUGAAAAUAAUGUCAUCCAAAAUGAUGUUAAAACACUGUUUUGUCCAGUGGAGGUGGCUUUUUUGUUGGACAGCUCUGAGAAGGCCACAAUGCCUCUGUUUGAGAAGCAGAAGAACUUUGUGUUGCGUUUCAGCACCAAAAUGAUGCAGCUGCAGGUGGCGGGCUGGCAUAUGCGGGUGAGACUCGCCGCCCUGCAGUACAGCAGCACUGUCUCUGUGGAACACAACUUCAGAGACUGGCAGGACAUAGACGUUUUUCAAAGCAAAGUGAACUCAAUGACCUACAUUGGCCAUGGGACCUACUCAUCUUACGCCAUCUCCAACGCCACUCAUCUAUUUACCCGACAGACCGCCCCCAGCAGCCUGAGAGCUGCCAUUUUACUGACAGAUGGGGUGGACCACCCACGCAGCCCCAGCGCUGUGAACGCAGCGGCAGAUGCAAAAAAUCGCAACAUCCGAGUGUUUGUCAUUGGGCUGUCGGGUGCCACGCUAGAUGAGCAGGAUAAUGGUGGACUAAGGUCCAUCGCCAGCGCACCACCACAACAGCACCUGUUCAGCCUCACCGAUACACAGUUGGAUGACAAGCUUUACAGAGAACUGAGUGAAAUGGCUAACACGGUUUGUCCACAGGCUAAAUCUUGUCUGUGUGAGAAAGGAGAGAGGGGUCCUCCUGGAAAUCCAGGAAAACCAGGCGAUCCGGGAUUUGAUGGGCCUGCUGGUCCAAAAGGAUCAAGGGGAGAACCAGGUUUAUAUGGGAGUCCAGGAUUAGAGGGUAUUAGGGGAAGACAUGGACCUAAAGGAGAAAAGGGAGGAAAAGGAGAGUGUGGGACCCCGGGAAUGAAAGGAGUUCAAGGUCCAGAAGGAUCUUCUGGGCCUCGAGGACCAAGAGGAGAUCAGGGGCCAAGAGGCAGUCCUGGUGACCCAGGCCCUGAGGGCCCUAUUGGACUUAAGGGUGAACGAGGACACAGUGGACCUACCGGACCUGCAGGCGACCCCGGCAUUGGGUUUCCUGGGGCAAAGGGGGACAAAGGCAGCCAGGGCAGACCUGGACCACCUGGACCUAUUGGUAUAGGGGAGCCAGGUCUACCAGGCCCACCAGGACAACAAGGAUUUCAAGGCAACCAAGGUUUUCCAGGAGAGGGUUUACCAGGGCCAAAGGGUGACAGAGGAUUUGGGGGCCCUAAAGGUGUUCGUGGACCUCCAGGUGAAGGAAUCAAGGGGGAGAAGGGUAACAUAGGGGAACCAGGUUUGCCUGGAUUGAUAGGAUUUCCAGGAGCAGGGAUCCAGGGAGAGAAGGGUGACCAGGGGCCCAUUGGACCACCUGGCCCAAGGGGUCAUUCAGGAGUGGGCAUUGCUGGUCCUAAGGGAGACCAGGGCUUUCCGGGAGAGCCGGGACAACAAGGUGAGAGAGGAACCGGGGAACCUGGGCCAAAGGGUGAUUUGGGACCAGACGGAGCACCGGGUAUUCCUGGAAUCCCAGGAGAAGAUGGCUCUAUUGGUUUAAAGGGUGAGAUGGGUUUGCCAGGUUUACAAGGACCAGAGGGAGCGCCAGGAAAAGGAAUCCCUGGUGAGAAGGGGGACCAGGGUGUCAGAGGACCUCGGGGUCUCCCUGGAAGUCCUGGAGCAGUGGGGCCUCCAGGGUCCAAGGGAGAACCAGGACGUUUUGGUAUGAUGGGUUUACCGGGACCUCCGGGUCAAGGAUUACCUGGUUCAAAGGGAGAAACAGGACCUGCAGGCCCCCAAGGUCCUGUUGGAGAGCCAGGGGUUGGGACAGCAGGGCCAAAGGGUGACAGAGGAAGUCCUGGGCCAAUGGGGCCACAAGGAAUAAAGGGCGAGGGUUACCCUGGGCCCCAGGGACUUCAAGGGUUGCCUGGGCUACCAGGUGAAUUUGGACCCGAAGGACAAGGAAUUCCUGGACCAAAGGGAGACAGGGGCUCACCUGGUGCUACCGGCCCUGCAGGGCCUCCAGGCAUUGGAGUUAUGGGACCAAAGGGUGCAACUGGCAAGAUUGGCGAUCCUGGUCUUCCAGGUGUUCCAGGGGAGGGUAUCCAGGGGCCCAAGGGAGAGCCUGGGUUUCAAGGGUCCCCUGGUCCUAGGGGGCUUCCAGGUGAUGGUCUGCCAGGAGAUAAGGGUAACAGAGGCCUAAGAGGGGAACGUGGGAACAAAGGAGAGAGAGGAGAACAUGGAAAGCCAGGAAAAUCCGGACCCAAGGGGAAAGAAGGACAGAAAGGAGAGCCUGGCUUAUCGAAAGAAGAGGUGCUCCAAGUAAUUUGGGAAAUGUGUGGAAGUGGACUCAAAUGCAGAAGUCCUCUGGAGCUGGUCUUCAUCAUUGACAGCUCAGAGAGUGUUGGUCCUGAGAACUUUGAGGUGGUGAAGGAUUUCGUGAACGCACUGAUUGACCGUGCGUCCGUGAGCUGGGAUGCCACUCGUGUGGGUGUGGUGCUCUACAGUCACGUGAAUACGGUGGUGUCCAGCCUGCAGCAGAUGUCCGACCAGUCUGGAAUCAAAGCUGCUGUGCGCAGGAUGCCAUACCUAGGAGAGGGGACAUUCACAGGUAGCGCCAUCCGCCAAGCCGCUCAGCUCUUCCAGGCAGCCCGGCCGGGUGUGAGGAAGGUUGCGGUUGUGUUGACAGAUGGGCUGGCGGACAGACGGGACACAGUGAGGUUGGAAGAGGCUGCGGAAGAAGCUCACGCUGAUGGGAUUGAGAUCUAUGUCAUUGGUGUCAUGGACAGCAGUAACUCAGAAUACACAGAGUUUAAAAAUGAGAUGAACCUUUUAGCCUCUGAUCCUGAUUCGGAAUACAUCUACUUGAUCGAUGACUUCAUGACACUACCCUCAUUGGAGAAUAGGCUACUAAGUCAGAUCUGUGAGCAUGAUGAUGGCAGCGCUUUCCACCCAUUAAGACCCAGUCCUAUUCCAGACGAACCUGAGUCCCCCACCAGUAAUUAUUUCCCUACAGAGAGCAAAGAGGCUGAACUUCCAGCAGAGUUUGAGACGCCUUCUCCUCCUCAACUAACAGAUUACGAAGACAUCAUUUUUAAUGAGUCUGCCUAUGAGUUCCCUAUGGUGACAGCAGCCCCAUCUGGGAACACGAUUGGACCCCAGUCCUCUAACUCAGCAGUGGGACCCCAGAUACCUACAGGUGUACUGCGUAUUCCAGAAAUCAGCCCGUCUCCACAAACAUUACUUCCGCCUCAGCCCGAGGUCUUUGUAGAAGAUGGAGGCUGUAGGCAGGGAUUGGACCCUGGGCCAUGUAGGACAUACAGGGUGAUGUGGUACUAUGACCCAGAGGCAAACUCAUGCGCACAGUUCUGGUAUGGUGGUUGCCAAGGCAACAGCAACCGUUUUGAUACAGAAGACAUUUGUAGAAAAGCUUGCGUGCAGACAUAAUACAAUGAAGCAUAAUGCUUUAUUCAUCAGGUUUGUAUCACUGAUUUAUAUUUAUCAAGCUAUAUGUCACCAUUACAGUUAGAUAUGUGACCCUCUCCAUGUGAAAUGCAUAAUCUAAAUCUGAGAUUAGGAGCAUCAAAAUUUGAUUUCAGUCAUUGAUUGCUCAUUGAUCUUUAGUUAAUAUUAAAGAUAUUAAGGAUAUAUUUUCACAGAAUGUUCUUUAUGUAGGAUGAUUUCAUGUAGAAAACAGUCAAUCCAAACAAAAGACACAUUUAUGUACAUUUAGUGCAUC
Misgurnus anguillicaudatus (oriental weatherfish) is the source of this 3772-nucleotide messenger RNA. RefSeq names its product collagen, type XXVIII, alpha 1a (gene col28a1a). Gene Ontology annotation, biological process: extracellular matrix organization. NCBI's taxonomy places the organism in Eukaryota, Metazoa, Chordata, Actinopteri, Cypriniformes, Cobitidae. Gene Ontology annotation, molecular function: extracellular matrix structural constituent conferring tensile strength; serine-type endopeptidase inhibitor activity. The record is from RefSeq and is a predicted model, not a curated record.